This is a messenger RNA of Teleopsis dalmanni, 4124 nucleotides long. RefSeq names its product protein suppressor of sable (gene su(sable)). The transcript has 8 exons. Gene Ontology annotation, biological process: negative regulation of DNA-templated transcription. Lineage: Eukaryota; Metazoa; Arthropoda; Insecta; Diptera; Diopsidae. Gene Ontology annotation, cellular component: nucleus. The record is from RefSeq and is a predicted model, not a curated record. Bases 214 to 3843 code for a protein of 1209 amino acids. Gene Ontology annotation, molecular function: RNA binding; metal ion binding.
AUAUAUAAAAAUUAUAUAUGUUUUAAUUAUGCAAUUAAGAGGAACACCACAUAUGUUUUAAACUGCGAUUCAAUGUAAAAAUUUAAAUAAGAACUACCUAAUAUAGCAUAACUAUUAUUCAUAUAAAGUUGAUAUAAGGGCAUCCCUUAUCCUGUUAUGUUAUAUCUGCUAUAAUUGCUUAUCUAUUAUAAAGAGAGAAAGAGAGAGAGCAAUAUGUCUGAGGUAGAGGUUUUGAGUAAAGCACUCCAUGCCGAUAAAGUUGAAUUGGCUGAUGUGGCCGAUGAUUUGGAAGAUGGUGAAAUAGAUGAUGAUGGAGAAGAUGAUGAUUUAAUGAUAACUGGUGUUACUAUUGCUUCACCGCCAUCCAAAAAUAAUAGUCCAAUUGUAUUAAGUCCUUUAACAGAUAAAAAAACUAAUGCACAUAAACAAAAUAAUGAAAAAAGUAAAAUAGAAACCAUUGAUCUAGUAGGCGAUACAACACCAGCAUCUUUAGCUGUUCCAGCACCAAUAAAAUUGAAAAAACCACAACCUAUAGAAGACGAUCAUGCUAGUAGUAUUGAAUAUGCUAUUGCAAAUGCAUUGAAAAAGAAAGGUAUUGAACCACCAUUACCAAAGUUACUCGAACCACGUAACGGUCUCUUAGAUGCGAAAGAUAGUGAUAUUUUGGCAGGACAUGGUCAGAGUAAAAGCAGUCGUCGUAGAAAACGAAAAAAACAACGUGACGAAAAGGAUAAAGAUAAGGAACGUAAAGAAAAGAAAAAGCAAAGGUUUGAAUCACCGCCUGAGCCCGCGCCUGAGCUUGAUGAGGAUUUCGAUGAAUACGAGAUGCUUAAUGUACGAGGUGGUAGCCCACCACCUAUUUCUCAUCCACCGUUGCUUCCUGUUAAUGUUUACAAAGAUGAACAUUAUGAAUCAGAAGAUUCUUAUACAUCAUAUGACAGUUUUGAAUCAGGUGAUAAUAGUGAUGUUGAAACUGGUAAUCGCAGACGACGGCGUGGUAAAAAGGAUUCACGUAAACGACGUGAAGAUCGAAAUAACAGACAAGAUAAACGAAAACGUCAUGAUUCACCUGAGGAUGGAAGAAGACAAGAACCACGUAAAUUAGAACUUUGCAAAUUUUAUUUGAUGGAAUGUUGUGCGAAAAAAGACAAAUGUUCCUAUAUGCAUUCGGAAUUUCCUUGUAAAUACUAUUAUUUGGGUAUGGAUUGCCCAAAUAUAGAAACUUGUAAAUUUGCACAUAGCGAACCACUUUCUGAACAGUUACGUGGUAUUCUAUUAAAACAUAUCGAGACAGCGCCAAAAGAAAUUUUAGGCAAAUUUAAGAGACUUACUCGUGAAAAUGCUGUGGUUCAAAUGAAUAAACGUCAUGAGGAGUUAUGUAAACAAUAUAAUGUUGAAAAUACUUGGUCCAUUACAACACAGCACAUAAACUAUAAUCGCAAAACUGAGCAACAAAAGCAGCAACCCACACUUAAGGCCACACCAAAUAUACCUUCAUUAUUAGAUAUGGUUAUAAUAAAGCCUGAUAUAGAAGACAUGGAUCUGGGAAAUGGUUCUAAUAGUUUAAAUCCAGCACAAACAAAAGGUGAUAAACGUAAAACACGUUGGCUAGAAACAAACUCUAGUAGUAAUAAUCAACGUAGUAAUUUAGUGAAUUCGGAAUCAAUAGCCAAUAAUGGACCUAGUUAUUUGGAUAUUAAAAAUCUUAAAAAUGUUUUAAGUGAUGAGCACAUAUCUAAAUUAUCACAAUUUAAUAUUACAAACCUAGAGCAAAUUAAUCAAUUAACUGUAGGCCAACUGAAUCAGAUUGGAUUGACUGCCGCUGAGAUUAGUGAUAUACAGGUUAAUGCUCUUAAAAUGGCUAAAUCUGAUUCCAAACCAACAGAGGAAUCUAAAACUGAGCAAAAGAACAGCACUGAUGAUAAUUCCACAAAACAAGAUGUUGAUAUGCGUUUUCUUCCUAGUACUGUAUCACUCGGAAAUGAGGUGCAAAAUAAAGAUGAGAUUCUUAAAGAAGAUUCAGCUUCAAACUCAAAUAGCAGUAACAUUGUGGUAGUUGACUACUCACAGUAUUUGAAAGAUUCAAAUUUGGGAUUUGACCGAAGUGGUUCAUGCGAUGACGAACGAGAUGAUGAACAGUUGAUAAUCGAUGACAUCAAUUUAGAGCAUGAUGAUGGUGAAGAGAAGAAAACUUUUAAAAUGGAUGAAACGAAACAAAAAUUACCUAAACUUACUAAUAUUGAAAAAUCAUUAAAGAAUCCUUUUAGUAGUAUUUACAAACCUAUUUCUGAAGCUAUGAAGGAUCCACGUUCCAAAAUAAAUACUGACUCGGUACAGUAUAAUAAAUUUGAAAAUACUCCGUCACCUAGACAUGAUAGUGAUGAUGAGAUUUUGUUUGCAUCACUAAGUAGACGUUCUCGUUCAAAUACUCCAAGAUCCGGUACAGCUACUCCUGAAGCAUCACAGUCACCAAAAUUAGAUGAAGAUAAUGGUCUUCCAAAAUAUGAACGUGCCACAAUAUAUGAUCUUAGUCCUGAAGAAGCUGCAAGAGAAGAGGAAUCGGCAUUAAACAUGAAAUCUGAUAAAGAUAUGCGUUUUAUACAAAACAGUAGUGGCCUAGUUGAUAUUGAUUUUAGGUUACCAUUCCAACCGGUAGCUAAUUUUACACCAGCAACAGAAAUCGAUGCUUCAUAUUCAUCGCAUUUACCUAUAUUGUAUAAAAUUAUAAAAAUUGACUUAUCUCGACCAAAUUACACUGAGUUGCGAAAGAGUUCUAAGUCGGAUCAGACAAAUGAUCCACGAUUGCGGCGUAUACUGGGUUUGCCAGAACUCUCAGGAACAAAAAGAACAGAAACUCUUAUACGUAAAUCUGUUAAAGUUAGCAAUACUAUAGCAUCACCAGAAUCUUCAGACGGUGCAUCGCCCAAAUAUUAUAUACCUCCAAAAACUAGUAGCAAGCAUCAAAGUCAUGAAUCAACUUCAUACACUAGUAAGCGAAUAGAUCCUAGGCGAAUGGCAGCAGAAACCGUGACUAAUAAAAAUAGAGCUUCCACGCCACCAAUUGCAACUAACAAUUCUCCAAGCCAAUCCAACACUACGAACUCCGCUAUACAACUACAAAAUUUUAACAUAGAACUACGGAAUUUAGCGCAUAAGUCUGAUUGGUAUAGAAGUUUAAAUUCGAAAUUUAAGAUUAUGGCUAACCAACAACUGGCAUUAGUUGCUACGGAACUAAAAAAAUUCCACCAAGAUGAGAAUCCAAAUAAAAUUUUUGAUAUUACUUUUAUACUCAAUAGUUCAACUCUUCAAGAAAUCCUUACAAAUAUUGGAAUUUAUAUCGAUGAUAAUGGAGAGAUACUGUCUGAUGCUGACAACGACAAUGAAAUUCAAAGUAAUGUAGAGGGUGGAAGUAGCACUACAAUAUUGCCCAAUUUCUCACAACCACCACCAACGCAGCAACAAAUGGACUUUCUCAAUUCACCGCCACCAAAUAUGUUGGGACCGCACAUGAGUGAUAAUAAUCCAAUGGCACAACAAAUAUUUAGACCUGGUAUACCUGUACCACCUCCAAUGAAUAUGCCACCUUUUGGACCCAAUGGCCGUCCAAGUCUUUUAGGUAUGCCGCCAGGUGGUACGAAUAAUCCAUUUCAUCAAUUUCCGGGUAUAGUUCCUGAUUUGGGUAUAAAUCCCAAUUUUAGCGGGGGUCCAGGUUUACUUGGUCCAUUACCGGUAGGGAAUUUUAAUAAUUUUGGUCCCGGGGGUUUAUUAAAUAAUAUGCACCAACAACGUAAUUUUAAUGGCAAUGCUGGUAAUCGUAACAAUCGUAAUCGUCGAAAAAUUUAGAUAUAACUUGCAACCGUUUUAGACUUUAAAUUGAUAUAUAUAUAAGAUCGUUGUCUUUCAGAUGAUUAACAUGAGCGUUAAGUUUUUAGUUGUAAGACCGUAGUUUUAAUUAUAAGUAUUUUAGAUAUGUUUUUUAUUAUUAAUAUUACUUUCAUAUGUAAAUAUCAUAAUCACCACACUUCACUCAUGAGAAAGCAUUUUUAGCCGUGAGAAGUAUUUGAAAAAUAUACUUCCUCCCCUUUUUUUUAAUAAGAAUAUUUGUAUAGUUUAUGUAGAUUUAA